Messenger RNA from Staurois parvus, 345 nucleotides. Lineage: Eukaryota; Metazoa; Chordata; Amphibia; Anura; Ranidae. The record is from the annotation of a GenBank genome assembly.
UCAUGCUGCUGCCAGGUCCAGAGUCUGUCAUGGGUCCCUGUACGGCCUCCCAUUGCUGCUGUCUCCAUCGCCACACUCUGCCAUGUGCCACUUUCAGGUCUCCUCACACUGCUGGUGUGUUCCAUUUUUUUUUGUCAUAGGGUGCUGGCAGAUUACGGGCCUCCCAUAGCUGCUGCCAGGCCCCUAAUCUGCCAUGGGCCCCUAUACCGCCUCCUCAUGCUGCUGCCAAGUCCAGAGUCUCUCAUGGGUCCCUGUACGGCCUCCCAUUGCUGCUGUCUCCAUCGCCACACUCUGCCAUGUGCCACUUUCAGGUCUCCUCACACUGCUGGUGUAUUCCAUUUUUUG